GUAAAAGGCAAAGAGAAGAAUAAUUUUCAAUAUAACACGGUGACCAAUUGUGCAACCCAAAAUCCACCUUCAGGCAUAUCUAACACUGCAGCUACAGCAGCAGGAUUGGCUGCAGCCCCAACUUCAGCACCGGAUACUCCACCGCCACCCAUACCCCGGCGUACAUUUCGUGGCAGUUACGCUUGGAAUACGGCAAUUGACUCGCCCACACUCACGUCUGCAAAUCAAACUCCAACCAAAGAUAAACAACAUAUCAGCACAGGCACCGCAUUUGUUUAUCCACCGCAAACACAAACGCUCUCACCCUGUCGCCGUCAACAGAGCCACACAGUUUAUUACAACACAAGCGGUGUUAACCCAUUGGAUUCGCCACAAAUACCCAAUCAAUUGCAAUCGCAGUCAUUGCUUGUUGACCUAGCCACACGUCCGCUCUACGUGGAUGCGGGUCUCGAUGCCGGCGGCAUUUCCGAUGAUGAUCGUAUGAGUUUGGAGAAUUCUGUAUUUGACGAGUCGCUGACAUCGACACCUGUCAAGGUCGCCUCGAAAGUUGCGACAGAAGGUACUGCGAGUGGGAAAUUAGCUAACAGCGCAUUCACAGCAAAAACAUUGGUCGCUUUCACUGGUGAAUUAAGUAACGCUGCAAAGCGAGCUAAUCGCUCAUCCAGCAGCACCGCUGACUCCACCAUUACAAAUUCAUCGGGUUACGGAUCGGGGCAUAGUGAGCGGUUUGCCUCCUCUUCGACAAGUGCCGACUUUCGCAGUCGUUUCUCAUCAGUGGAUACUCAAUCAUCAAUGGACAGCUGCCCAGCAGAGAAAACAAGCGACUUUUCACUUUCCAAGGACUGCUACAAAAUGGAGCGUACAAUGCUCAAUGAUGCCUUGAAUGACUAUAAUAAUUUGAAUAACAAUGAAACUCGCACUCACAUUGCUUGUAAUACGGUGGCCAGCAACAAUAACACACUGGGUAGUCGCCAAUCUACAAAUGCAACUUCUCAAACUUUAAGCGGCUUGAACCAGCAAAAGCCACCCACAGUUCCAGCUAGGAAACAAUAUGGAGAUGCAUCUAAAAUUCCACAUCCUUGCAGUCAGAAUAGUUCACAGCAGUCAUUACAAAGCAGUGGUUGCGGCAGCGGUAGUGGUAGUGUCGGCAGUAGUAAAGGUACUUCCACGGUCUCGGCCUCCACAUCCACGUCCUCGACAGUAUCUGCUGGUUCGGGUACUUCCUCGGGCUCGUUGUUGUCCGGUUCGGGUACCGCAUCGAAUACAGCUAUCUCUCCACUUACACAAAACUCAGCCAUUAUUUAUCAACAACCAAAACGUCCAGUACCACCGGUACCACCGGCACGCGGUCAAAUUAUUUCUGAACACAACGUCAAUAACAGUACACAAAUUGAAACAACAACAUCUUCAAAGGCACCACCACCAGCGGUAACCAUUCGUAAUAAGUUGGGUAAAAGUAAGCCCCCACCCAUCGUUUACCCAAAGCUGCAUCAGCGACAAGACUCGAAUUUGUCAAGUGACAGUUUUUCCGUCACUUCCAGCCCAGGAUAUAAUUCUAAGAAU
Rhagoletis zephyria (snowberry fruit fly) is the source of this 1563-nucleotide messenger RNA. Its product is annotated as mucin-21-like. The record is from RefSeq and is a predicted model, not a curated record. Lineage: Eukaryota; Metazoa; Arthropoda; Insecta; Diptera; Tephritidae.